Molecule: messenger RNA, 994 nt
Organism: Mesocricetus auratus (golden hamster)
Lineage: Eukaryota; Metazoa; Chordata; Mammalia; Rodentia; Cricetidae
Gene: Exosc3
Product: exosome component 3
Exons: 4
Coding region: 31-855 (274 amino acids)
Biological process (GO): U4 snRNA 3'-end processing; nuclear polyadenylation-dependent rRNA catabolic process; exonucleolytic trimming to generate mature 3'-end of 5.8S rRNA from tricistronic rRNA transcript (SSU-rRNA, 5.8S rRNA, LSU-rRNA)
Cellular component (GO): cytoplasmic exosome (RNase complex); nuclear exosome (RNase complex)
Molecular function (GO): RNA binding
Source: RefSeq, a predicted model, not a curated record
AGAGUGCCGGAAGCUGCGACGACUCCUGCUAUGGCCGAGGUACUGUCGGUUUCGACGGGAUCGGUGGCCGGCUGCCGGGCGCGGGCAGCGCACAACGUGCUGAAUCAGGUGGUCCUCCCUGGGGAGGAGCUGGUGCUGCCGGAGCACGAGGACGUGGACGGCCUUGGCGGUGCCGGGGAGCAGCCGUUGCGUCUGAAUUCGGGGGCGCGCCCGCGGCUGCGCGUCGUGUGUGGCCCGGGUUUACGACGCUGCGGGGACCGCCUGCUGGUCACCAAGUGUGGCCGCCUGCGUCACAAGGAGCCCGGAGGAGGCGGCGGUGGCGUUUACUGGGUGGAUUCGCAACAGAAGCGGUACGUACCGGUGAAAGGAGACCAUGUGAUUGGCAUAGUGAUCGCUAAAUCUGGAGAUAUAUUCAAAGUUGAUGUUGGAGGGAGUGAGCCAGCUUCUUUGUCUUACCUGGCAUUUGAAGGAGCAACGAAAAGAAACAGGCCGAAUGUGCAGGUUGGAGAUCUCAUCUAUGGCCAGUGUGUGGUUGCUAAUAAAGACAUGGAACCAGAAAUGGUCUGCAUUGACAGCUGUGGACGGGCCAAUGGAAUGGGUGUGAUUGGACAGGACGGUCUGCUCUUCAAAGUGACUUUGGGCCUAAUUAGAAAGCUAUUAGCUCCAGAUUGUGAAAUCGUGCAAGAACUGGGAAAACUCUAUCCAUUGGAGAUUGUAUUUGGAAUGAAUGGAAGAAUAUGGGUCAAGGCAAAAACCAUUCAGCAGACUUUAAUUUUGGCGAAUGUCUUAGAAGCUUGUGAACACAUGACCACAGAUCAAAGGAAACAAAUCUUUGCCAGAUUGGCAGAAAGUUGACAUGAACACCUCUUUAAUGGCUCAUUUUAUUCAAGACUGAGUUUCCUGGGAAAAUCUUUUUCUCAGAUGAAUCUCUUCCUACCAGAUCUUCAGAAGAUGCAUAUUGUCUUAGAGAAUCCAAUAAAAUAUUUUUAUAAGA